GCCGCCAUUCGCUAUUGUUUUGGUCGUUUUGGUGAUAAUCCGCUUAAUUAUUAUGCAUGACCGAUUUUGCAAGGUUUUAAGAGAAGCGUAGGAGUUGAUUUUGGCAGCAUCCGCAUCUGGAGGAUCUGUUCUUUGCAUUGAUGCCACUGCACGUAGUGAUGGUCUCUGGACCCAAGCCAAAAAACGGGCAGGAGUCAGCCAAUGACAGUGCCACGUGCAGCGUUUGUUUGGUGGCUCCUCGCAGUGGCUCCGGCAAGACUCGGUGGCGAGCACGAGUUCUUCGGGCCGAAGCCUGUUCCAGCGGGCCGCCGACAGAGGCGCCAGUCUGCGCGUGCGUGGACAAGUGCCGCGUCGUUCUCACGCGAAUACCUGAGCUGGAAGCCCUGACGAAGAACACGCCGUCGGUGCGGCGGCCCCAUGAGGCCACCGAGGCAGACCUCGGCAAGACCCUCAACCGCACCAGGCCGAAGAGAAAUUUAAUUCAGGAGACCGAGGAAUUUGUUUAAAUAAUGUCGCUUUUAUUUUUAUUCAGGAUUGAGCCUUCUGUGGAGCAAGACCUGCAGUAUGUCUUGAAGACUGAACCAAAGCUCAGCAAUUAUUAUUUAAUUUUAUGAAUUUCUUAAACAAAAGACAAAAAUAAUUCGUAAUAACCUAGGAAGUUACGUGUUAAUUAUUUUAUUUGUCUUUCAAUGUGUUCAAACAUGCAUAAUCAUCAUAAGAGCUGGUUUCAUCGUUUUGAGCAAGUUUUCCUCUGGCUCCGAAUGUCGGUAAAGUCAGGAAUUAAUUAAAAAUUUGAAUUUUUGGCUGCAGAUCGAUCUCGCCGCUCUUGGCCUGCCUGCUCCUCCUGAAAACAUGCCAGACAUUGACUUUCUGACGCCGUGUUCGCAGAUGUUCUCGUUCGGACUCACUUCUUUUCCCACUCUCCCAAAAUCAACUCCUCACGUCGACCUCUUUGAUAAGGCUUGGCAACUGCGGUUAGCCGCACCUGGUGGGGUACGGCGCCAAGUAUUGCUCGUACCUGCUGUCGCGGGCGAUCGCGUCCUGGAUCUGGCAGCAGUACUUGGAAGAGAACCCGUUCUGCGGCGACGCCGGGAGUGCCUGGCCCACGGAGGCGGCCUCCAGCCGCGCCAGCUCGUGGCCGCCGCGCUCGCCGGCAAGCAGGUGUCGCCGCAGGAACUCGCCUCGGCGCUGGUGCGCGACCUCGAGACCAGACACAGCCUCGUCGACCGCGCCGUCAACGCCUGAGCAACAGACUGAAUUUUGAUACAAUAAAAACGACUCGCUCCGAUUGUGAAAUGAAAGAUAGUCCAACAGUGUCUGUAUAUUGAUUGU
This is a messenger RNA of Cloeon dipterum, 1332 nucleotides long. RefSeq lists its product as uncharacterized. Lineage: Eukaryota; Metazoa; Arthropoda; Insecta; Ephemeroptera; Baetidae. The transcript has 5 exons. The record is from RefSeq and is a predicted model, not a curated record. The coding region runs from base 853 to 1245 and encodes 130 amino acids.